Fraxinus pennsylvanica is the source of this 1098-nucleotide messenger RNA. The record is from the annotation of a GenBank genome assembly. Lineage: Eukaryota; Viridiplantae; Streptophyta; Magnoliopsida; Lamiales; Oleaceae.
AUGACAAAGAUAAAAUGGCUGGAUUUGAUCUUAUUUGGUGCAGUUUUGGUUGCUGUUUCUUCAAGUGGGGUAGGCAUGGCAGAUCCACACUUUAGUGCAAUGUUUGUUUUUGGUGAUUCGAUAAUUGAUCCGGGAAACAACAACUACUUGAAUUCCUUAGCAAAAGCCAAUUACGUACCUUAUGGGGUGGAUUUCAGUGAAGGACCUUCUGGUAGAUUCUCCAAUGGAAAAACCAUUAUAGAUUACUUGGGAGACUUGUUGGAAAUUCCAGCUCUACCAGCUUAUACAAAUCCUUUUGCUACUGGAAAAAACAUUCUGAGGGGAGUGAACUAUGCUUCUGCUGCUGGAGGAAUUCUUGAAGAAACAGGACAAAAUCUUGGUGAAAGAUUCAGCUUAUCAGAUCAAGUUCAGAACUUUGAAGACAACUUGAAUCAAUUGAAAAGCCAAAUGGAUGAUCAAGAAUUGAGCAUUUAUUUGGCCAAGGCACUGGUUAUAUUAAUCCAUGGUAGUAAUGAUUACAUCAAUAAUUAUUUGCUUCCUUCAAUUUUCUCCACUGGCUAUGUUUACAGCCCCAAAGACUAUGCUGAUAUUCUGGUUAAACGCUACACCAGGCAAAUCUUGGCACUUCGAAACUUGGGACUAAGGAAAUUCUUUAUUGGAGGAAUAGGGCCGCUUGGUUGCAUUCCUAAUCAACUGGCCACUGGACUUACUCCUCCAGGGAAGUGUGUGGCCUUCACAAAUGAAGUAGUCAGGAUGUUUAACACACGACUCAUAUCUCUUGUUGAUCAGCUAAACUCAAACUAUACAGGAUCUAUUUACGCCUAUGGAAAUACUUUUGGAGCAUUUUAUGACAUCCUAAACAAUUCCAAGGAAUAUGGAUUUAGUGUGAUAGACAGAGGAUGCUGUGGAGUUGGAAGAAACCAAGGGCAGAUAACAUGUCUUCCAUUCUCAGUCCCAUGUGCUAAUAGGAAUCAGUAUAUUUUCUGGGAUGCUUUUCAUCCCACACAAGCCGUGAAUCAAAUUCUGGCACGAAGAGCUUACUCCGGCCCAACAUCAGAUUGUUAUCCAGUAAAUGUACAACAAAUGGCACAGAUGUAA